AUGGCACCAACGCCCGAAACCCUCGCUUCAAGCGUCAAGCUAGCCCGGUCGGCCGCGCUCGCCGCCGCGCCCCUCGCAACCCGCUACCUGAUGGAAAGCUCUGCUCUGCACAAGCGGGAGCGGCCGCCGGGCUCCCUGGCCGUGACCGACACGCAAAAGGUCACGCUGGGCGUCAUCGCGGCGUACACGGUGGCGAUCGCGAUCCUGUGGAACGUUCCGUUCCUGCGCUGGUCGCUGUGGCCGUUCAAGAUGCUGGUGAUUGCGUUCCACGAGUUUGGCCACGCCUCGACGGCCUGCUGCACCGGCGGCCGCGUCGAGAGCAUCAAGCUGGACCCGCGCGAGGGCGGCGUCACCAUGAUGCGCGGCGGCAUCUCGGCCAUCACCCUGCCCGCCGGCUACCUGGGCAGCUCGCUCAUAGGCGCCCUGCUCAUCUUUUGCGGCUUCGACAUCAUCGCCAGCAAGGUCGCCAGCUUCGUCCUGGCCGUGUGCUUCUUGCUGACCCUCUGGUGGGGCAAGAAGGACUGGCUGACCAUCUUUACGGUCCUGCUGGCCGUUGGGCUGCUGGUGGCGUGUUGGUUUAUUGCGCACGCACAGGCUUUGAGGUUCUUUGUCUUGUUCAUUGGCGUCAUGUCGUCCUUGUAUAGUGUUUGGGAUAUUUGCGACGACCUUAUUCUCCGCAAAGUCAACGAGUCCGACGCCAGCCAGUUCGCCAAGCGUUACGGCGGCUCAAGCCAGUGCUGGGGCGUCAUCUGGUCCAUCAUUUCGCUCGCCUUCAUGGCUGCCGGCAUAGUAGCUGGCAUUGCAGCGUUCCCGGCCUCGUUUGCCGAACAGAAUGAAAAGUCGCAGAGGUUCCUGCCCACGAGGUAA
Messenger RNA from Pyricularia pennisetigena, 867 nucleotides. RefSeq lists its product as uncharacterized. The transcript has 2 exons. The coding region runs from base 1 to 867 and encodes 288 amino acids. NCBI's taxonomy places the organism in Eukaryota, Fungi, Ascomycota, Sordariomycetes, Magnaporthales, Pyriculariaceae. The record is from RefSeq and is a predicted model, not a curated record.